This is a messenger RNA of Biomphalaria glabrata, 819 nucleotides long. RefSeq lists its product as uncharacterized. The transcript has 2 exons. Bases 1 to 819 code for a protein of 272 amino acids. Lineage: Eukaryota; Metazoa; Mollusca; Gastropoda; Planorbidae. The record is from RefSeq and is a predicted model, not a curated record.
AUGAAGGCCUGGGCUAGAAAAGAAAGCAAUAUAAAGGCCUGGGCUGGAAAAGAAAGCAAUAUGAAGGCCUGGGCUAGAAAAGAAAGCAAUAUAAAGGCCUGGGCUGGAAAAGAAAGCAAUAUGAAGGCCUGGGCUAGAAAAGAAAGCAAUAUGAAGGCCUGGGCUAGAAAAGAAAGCAAUAUAAAGGCCUGGGCUGGAAAAGAAAGCAAUAUGAAGGCCUGGGCUGGAAAAGAAAGCAAUAUAAAGGCCUGGGCUGGAAAAGAAAGCAAUAUGAAGGCCUGGGCUAGAAAAGAAAGCAAUAUGAAGGCCUGGGCUAGAAAAGAAAGCAAUAUGAAGGCCUGGGAUGGAAAAGAAAGCAAUAUGAAGGUCUGGGCUAGAAAAGAAAGCAAUAUAAAGGCCUGGGCUGGAAAAGAAAGCAAUAUGAAGGCCUGGGCUAGAAAAGAAAGCAAUAUGAAGGCCUGGGCUAGAAAAGAAAGCAAUAUGAAGGCCUGGGCUAGAAAAGAAAGCAAUAUGAAGGCCUGGGCUAGAAAAGAAAGCAAUAUGAAGGCCUGGGCUAGAAAAGAAAGCAAUAUGAAGGCCUGGGCUAGAAAAGAAAGCAAUAUGAAGGCCUGGGCUAGAAAAGAAAGCAAUAUGAAGGCCUGGGCUAGAAAAGAAAGCAAGAUGAAGGCCUGGGCUAGAAAAGAAAGCAAUAUGAAGGCCUGGGCUAGAAAAGAAAGCAAGAUGAAGGCCUGGCUUCUAACUGAACAGCUCUACCCUCCACAGCUUCUAAUUGAACAGCAUAAGAAUAAAGGAGGCAAUCCUCAGACCAUCAGAGUGUGA